AUGACGGAUAAUGGUGUAGUCAUUGGAUCAAUUGUGGCAUCCAUAGUGGGUGUAUUUUUCAUAACUACCUUAAUCGUGGUCGCAUAUACAUGUUGUUGUUGUACAGUUUAUGUUGGUAGAGACAUCUACCGAUUUAAAGAUUUACAGUUAGGUAUUGGGAGACCUAGGAGUCUAAAACAGACCAAAGCAGCCGAAAUCCGAUCAAAUUUUUGGCCAGUAGGAAGCGAAGAUGAAGAAAGUCUCGUUGGAGACAAUGGAACUAGGGAUCAAACUCUGUCUAACAUAGCUUUGAGAAGCGUCCCAAUGUCAGAAAAGAUGUUAUCCCCAUUGAGCUCAGCAAUUGAUGGAGAUAUAUUAGUCAACAUCUCCAAAGAUGAUAAUAUGAAUACAGACACACUGGCAUAUAUGAGUGCAAUGGAUCAUACCAACAGUAGGUGCGAGGUAGCCGGAGAAGGGAGAAAGGGCUUCAAGGAGAAUAAAGUAACUUCUAUCAACUAUAAUACUAAGUAUAAUAGUCUCAAAACCAUUAUAGCGGAACCUUCUGGUAUGGCUUUUGGCAAUUACGAUCAAUAUGACAGCUUUUCUCGAACUUUAAUGUUGCAAAAGUUGAUACAGUGCUCCAAAGACAAAAAAAUGAUCAGACAAGUUAGAGAUCCUUUUCUGGGGUCAUUCAUAUCCUUAGGAGGUAUUGUUGUCGCUGUGGAAUCUUUUCACGGUCUUCAUGAAAAUGAGUUCAAUGUUCUACAGGCUGGGGAUCUCUUAAGAAUCGUGAAAUUUUAUAUAAAAGAUGAAGAUGAAGAUAAAGAAAUCAAUAAAUCUCUUCGAUGUACUUCAAGGAUUACUUCGGAAGAAAUAGUCGACACUAAUGAAUCUACAGAUAUUGUUGAUUUCACUGAAAAUCUAUCUUCGCAGGAAACCAUGAACAAGCAUUCGGAAAUUGAUAUCGUAAUGGACACAUCUGAUUUAAAAUAUGACGAGGUCUAUUGUACAGGUAUCAUUCUUAAUACCUAUUUGGAGUAUGAUGCAAACACUAGCAAUCUUUCUCUCAGGUUUAGGGAAUCACCGAUAAGCGAUACUCAAGAGAAGGAUUUAGUUAAAGAUUUUCCAUUGAGAGUCAUUUCUCUAGAAACGACAGUAUUGAAAAACAUAGGCUCUCCCAAAAGUAUUAAAUGA
This is a messenger RNA of Priceomyces carsonii, 1173 nucleotides long. RefSeq lists its product as uncharacterized. Bases 1 to 1173 code for a protein of 390 amino acids. The record is from RefSeq and is a predicted model, not a curated record. NCBI's taxonomy places the organism in Eukaryota, Fungi, Ascomycota, Pichiomycetes, Serinales, Debaryomycetaceae. The transcript has a single exon.